Chenopodium quinoa (quinoa) is the source of this 2024-nucleotide messenger RNA. Its product is annotated as xyloglucan 6-xylosyltransferase 2-like. Gene Ontology annotation, cellular component: membrane; endosome; trans-Golgi network. Gene Ontology annotation, biological process: xyloglucan biosynthetic process. NCBI's taxonomy places the organism in Eukaryota, Viridiplantae, Streptophyta, Magnoliopsida, Caryophyllales, Amaranthaceae. The transcript has a single exon. Gene Ontology annotation, molecular function: hexosyltransferase activity; UDP-xylosyltransferase activity; xyloglucan 6-xylosyltransferase activity. Bases 451 to 1800 code for a protein of 449 amino acids. The record is from RefSeq and is a predicted model, not a curated record.
GAUGAGAAUUUCCCUAAAUUGAAAGCUAAUUAUGUGAGUACAUAAAAUUUGACCCAAAAUUAAUGGGAAAGCACAUCUCACAUGAUGCUGCGAUGCAAGCCUACACACAACUAAACACGUUCAUAUAUCCCAUCUUGUCAAUUUACAACGUGAUUACCUCAACUAAAACAUCUUCUUUCUUCUUCAAAAUAUAAAUAAAUAAAUAAAAGAAAAGAAAAUCUUUGCAAUAAAAUUAAAAAUCCCUCACUAUUCUUUCCUUCCUCACUCUUUCACUUCUCCAUUAUUCUUACCGACAAAUAUUAUUUUAUUUUUAAAUUUUUUUUUUUCAGAUCCAAUCUAAUAAUAAUACCCAAAAUCAAUCCAAAUUCUUACAAUCAAACCCAAUUUUCUUCCCAACAAUCUCAAAAUAAGCUCAAAAUUUUUUGCAUUAAUUAAACCCUUAGUUAGAAAAUGCUCAGCUGGUGUAUUGGGCAACGGCGUGUUGCCCAGAUCCAGAGAGCAUUCCAGAAGAUGAAGGUAACAAUCCUCUGUCUAUUCCUAACCUUGAUUAUGAUUCGGUCAAUGCUUGGCGCGGGUGAUUUCGGAACACCCGAGACUGAUUUCCAUCUCCUUCAAUAUUCGCUAUCGGCUGCUGGCCAUCACACCCACAGCCGCCGUAUAUUGGAGGAUGUCAAGGAUGCCGCCGAAACGAAUUCGAAUAGUUACGAGUCAUUCGAUAUUAAGAAGAUAGUGGUUGAUGAUGAGCCUCCUGAGAAGAAAGAUCCUAACCAGGCUUAUACUUUGGGGCCCAAGAUUUCUGAUUGGGAUGAACAGAGAGGAAAUUGGUUGAAGAAUAACCCGGACUUUCCGAACUAUGUUCAACCCAAUAAGCCUCGGGUGUUGUUGGUUACUGGUUCGUCCCCAAAACCGUGUGAGAAUCCUGUUGGUGAUCAUUACUUGUUGAAAUCGAUUAAGAAUAAGAUUGAUUAUUGUAGGAUUCAUGGGAUUGAGAUAUUCUAUAAUUUGGCACUUUUGGAUGCUGAGAUGGCUGGGUUUUGGGCGAAGCUGCCAUUGAUUCGGAAGCUGUUGUUGUCGCACCCAGAAAUCGAGUUUUUAUGGUGGAUGGAUAGUGACGCUAUGUUCACUGAUAUGGUGUUUGAGCUUCCAUGGGAGCGGUACAAGGAUUACAAUUUGGUUAUGCACGGUUGGAAUGAAAUGGUUUACGACGAAAAGAAUUGGAUCGGCUUGAACACAGGAAGCUUUCUAUUGCGAAAUAAUCAAUGGUCAUUGGAUUUGCUUGAUACUUGGGCACCAAUGGGUCCAAAGGGUAAGAUUAGGGAGGAAGCAGGGAAGGUCUUGACGAAUGCUUUAAAGGGUCGGCCCGUUUUCGAGGCCGAUGAUCAAUCUGCCAUGGUUUAUAUAUUAGCUACUCAAAAGGAGAAAUGGGGUGACAAGGUAUAUCUAGAGAAUCAUUAUUACCUUCAUGGUUAUUGGGGGAUAUUAGUGGAUAAUUAUGAGGAGUACAUUGAGAAAUAUCACCCGGGUUUUGGUGAUCAUAGAUGGCCUUUAGUUACUCAUUUUGUGGGGUGUAAACCUUGUGGUAAAUUCGGGGAUUACCCUGUUGAGAGGUGCUUGAAACAAAUGGAUAGAGCUUAUAACUUCGGAGAUAAUCAGGUUUUGCAAAUGUAUGGGUAUUCUCACAGGUCUUUGGCUAGUAGAAAGGUUGUUAAAACUCGAAACGAAACGAGUAAUCCGCUCGAAGUUAAGGACGAUUUAGGUUUGCUUCACCCACCAUUCAAAGCUAUCAAGGUAUCGUCCUGAUCGUAGUUGGUGUAGAAGCUUUCAAAGAGGAUAAUGGAAUUAGACACUACAAUGCUUUAUUAUUUGAAUUUUUACCCAUUUUUUUGUUUCUGAUAGAUAAUAUGGAGUAUAUGUUACUUCUUUGUUGUAGUUUUCAGAUAAUUGUAACACAUGGUUCAAUCAAGAACCAAUUGUUUUUGUUAGUAUUGGUUAAGUUAUAUUUAUUCAAAGAGUAAUUUCACGAA